AAGAAAGGGGACAUCGUGCGCGUUAUGUGUUGCUUGCAAUACAGACAUUAGUAUAGCACAUGGCGGAAAGUGUGAUAUCAUUUCACACGGGAAAACAGCCAAGCAUGCUACUGCGUAUACAAAUAUGAAAAAGUCGGCAAAAAUUUCCGAUUUUGUGUCGUCCACUAUUGAUCUACAAUCAAUUAGAAGCGAACUAUUGUUCACAGGAUUUCUCCUUGAACACAAUAUUCCGUUAGCUGCUGUGGACCAUGCAUCAAGGUUGUUUUGUGCGAUGUUUCCAAAUUCUCCGGAGGUUAAAAAAUACUCGUGCGGGAGAACGAAAACUAGUUAUUUGGUUCAAGAAAUUGCAAAUAACACUUCCGAGCAAAUUGUAAAAAAGCUGAAGACUAAUGUGUUUAACAUAGCGACAGAUGGGAGCAAUGACUCGUCGGACAAUCAAAUGUAUCCAAUUGUGGUCACAUUUUUCGAUUAUGUGUUGGAGUUAUUGAGCUGCACUCUUAUAUCUUUGCCAGUUUUAAAUGAUUCGAGUACAGGUCAAAAUAUUGCCAAUCUAAUUUGUGCUUUUUAUUCUGAACCAGCAUACCAUGGGAAAAUUGUUUAUCGUUUUCCUGUGAUAAUGCAAGGAAUAUGAUGGGGGAAAACAGAGGAGUUGGUGCAUAUCUCAAGGAAAAUCAUUCUAAUCUGUUAGUUUUUGGCUGCCUUUGUCAUCUGAUCAACCUGGCGGCUGAAAAAGGAGCAAAGACUUUGCCCAUUUCAUUUGAUGACCUACUUAUAGAUAUUUAUUAUUAUUUUCAUAGAAGUGGGAAACGAAAAUUAGAAUUUAAAAAAUUUCAGAUGUUUGACAAAGAAGGUGGUAAAGAAAUUCUAAAACAUUGUGCGACAAGAUGGUUAUCCCUUGAUAAAUGUAUCACUCGCUUACUUGAACAAUGGAGAAGUCUUCUCUUAUAUUUCAAAGAAGUGUGUUCUGAGAGCAAAGUAACUACAGAUUUCUCACCAAAAAUCUCGGCGUUUGUAAUACCAAAAUUACAGAAGCAACAAACAAAUGAAGAUGUUCAAACAGAAGGUGAAGGGUCUAAAAUAAAAAAUACUAAGCACAAGGUUUCCGAUACUACCUCAGUUUGUUCAAAAAAGAUGAAAUCUAAACAGAAAAUUAAGUCAAAUGAUGAGUUUAAGCAAGGUUUAAAAACAAAAGUUUCUCAAGAGAACUUAAAGAAAUUUUUAGGUUGAGAUGGAAAAAAUUUUCUCGUCCUUAGUUCUAAUUUGCAUCAUUCUUUAGCUUUCUUUCUAAAAAAUUUCUUUAUCGUUUUUGAAAAAUUCAACAUAUUGUUUCAAUAUGAAGAACCUCAGGUUCACAAAACAAAACGUGAACUUGCAAAUUUUUUCACUGAAUUAUUAAGUAGAUUUGUAAAGGUAAGUGUUAUUAACAGUUCAAGCUCUGUAUUUGAUGUUAGGUAUAACAUAUUUGAGAGCCAAAAAAAAGAUUAUGAGUUAGUUGUUGGCUCUGAAUUCAAGGACUCCCAUUAAAGAACUCUCUAACAAAGAAAGAACAGAGUUUUUUUCUCAUGUGAGAAAAUACUUCUGUACAUCUUGUGAUUAUAUAAUUGCUAAUUUCCCUCAUAAUUUGCCAUUAUUAGAACAUGCUGAAGUUGCUGAUAUGUCUAAAAAAACUGAGAAGACAUUUUCAUCUGUGAAAUAUUUUAUUGACUUAUAUCCCUCUAUGCUACUUAGAGAAAAUUAUGAAUCGUAUUUUGAUGCAGUUGAUACUCUCGAGUCAGAGUUUCUGUCCUAUCAGCUUGAAAAAUGUCCUGAAUCUACUAUAAAUAA
Molecule: messenger RNA, 1824 nt
Organism: Parasteatoda tepidariorum (common house spider)
Lineage: Eukaryota; Metazoa; Arthropoda; Arachnida; Araneae; Theridiidae
Source: RefSeq, a predicted model, not a curated record